Molecule: messenger RNA, 536 nt
Organism: Rhizophagus irregularis DAOM 181602=DAOM 197198
Lineage: Eukaryota; Fungi; Glomeromycota; Glomeromycetes; Glomerales; Glomeraceae
Biological process (GO): regulation of DNA-templated transcription
Molecular function (GO): DNA-binding transcription factor activity
Source: RefSeq, a predicted model, not a curated record
CCAUCAGAAAGAUCGUCGUUUGAUAAUUCUAAUAAUAAUAAUAAUAACAAUAAUAAUCGAAAUAAUUAUGAAGAACAAUGUUAUCAACAAAUGGAUAAUCCUAUAUCAAAUUGUAAUAAUAAUGGUAUCAAUGGAUUAUCUUCAACGAAAACUCAUCAAGGUAGUGAUCCUAUGUCACAAAUAAUACUUCAAGAUCGUCGUCAUAGAAAUCUAUUGGCAAGUAAAAAAUAUCGAGCAAAGAAGCAAAAGUUAGAUCGAGAAAAGAAUGAAAUGAUUCAAUCUUUAUCAGAUGAGAAUCAAUCAUUGAAACGAAAGGUGCAAGAAUUAGAAUUUGAAAAUAAAAGUUUAAAAGAGAUUAUGAGUAGGUUAACAACUUCUUCGGCUGCUUCGAUAUUGGAUAGAGAAAGAUUAUGUAGAAAAGGUGAUAAUCAAUGUAAUCAAUGAUACAUAUUACAUAUAUAUAUAUAUAUAUAUUUUUUUAAGUAAUUAUUAUAAUUAUGUUUCAAACUUUAAUAUUAUGUGCAUUUAUAUAUGCG